AUGGCCGCGUUGUUCACGGCGAAGCUAGGGCGUCAGGCGUCCGGGUACCUGCAGGACAAGUACAAGCAGGCGAGGCUGGCCCUCGGCGACGUAACUCCGGCAGAGCUGGCUGUGCAGGAGGCGACCAACGACGACGCGUGCGUCCCGGACGCCAAGACGCUGGCGUCCAUCGCGGAGGCGGCCUUCGACAUCGACGACUACUGGCGGAUCGCCAACGUGCUCCACCGCCGCCUCGGCUGCGUCCACGACUGGAAGGAGUGGCGGCCGGUCUACAAGGCGCUCGUCGUCCUCGAGUUCCUCCUCACCCACGGCCCCGAGGAGCUCCCCGGGGACUUCCUCCCGGACAUGCAGGCCCUGCGCGACCUCCGCGGCUUCACCUACACCGACGACAAGGGCUUCGACUGGGGCGCCUCCAUGCAGCGCCGCGCCGACAGCGUCGUCGGCCUCCUUACCGACGCCGACCGCCUCAAGGACGCGCGCCAGAGGGUCCGCUCCCUGUCCUUCUCCCACGACGGCGGCAGCCCGACCUCCUCCGUCGCCUCCUCGGGCUCCUCCCGGGCCUCCCGCGGCACCUGGUCCUUCGCCUCCUCCUCGCCGCACUACUCCGAUAGCCCCACCUUCGUCUGCCUCUGCGGCCCCAACGUCGACUACCGCCAUGACAAGAAGUUCGACGCCUACACCGCCGACGACAAGCGCGAUCUUGUCGGCGAGCAGGAGGUCGACGACUACCCGACUCCGCACAGCCAAGGAAGCUGGCUCGAGGAAUCGACCCCAUUGUCCGGCUCCCCGGUCAGCUGCGGCAGCGCCAGAAGCGCCGGCGGUGGCAGGAGGGCGUCCGGCUUCAAUAGCUUGUCUCAGCCUGAGAGAAGGAACAGCAGCAAGAAGCUCCAGCGCCAGCUUUCCUUGCACUAUUAAUUUUAGUUGCCUAAUUCGUUCAUCAUUCAUCCAUCAUUUUGCUGCUGAAGUGUAUUAAUUCUUGGUUCUGCUUACUAGAUUCCACCUUAUGCGCUAGCUGUUGGCGCAAGUACGUCAAUCACCUCAAAAUUUAGUAGAUUUGAAAUAUCGUUUUCAUUAGCCAUUAGUCUCUAUGUUGAAAGAGUUUCUGUUGAAGAAAUAGCUAGCUAGGCCUACAACUUUUCCCAUGUCUUUUUGUCUGAUGUCUGGAUGUUAUUGGAAACCUUAUGUUGAAAGAGUUUCUGUUGAAGAAAUAGCUAGCCUACAACUUUUCCCAUGUCUUUUUAUUUGAUGUCUUGAUGUUUUUUUUUUUGAAGUAUUUGAUGUCUUGAUGUUGGAAACCUUAUUUUGAGAUUUGAAGGAUGGCAUUUGCUGACAUGGUUUUUCUAACAACAGACACAUCUUUAAUUGAAGUAAAUAUAAUCUAGUAGGGAUGAAAUGUAGCUUCGAUCAUUUAAUUCACAAGAGAACUACUCCGUAUUUCAUAACAUUUCAGGUAGGGAAUGGCUAGAAGCCAGUUAGCUGACUUUUUCAUUUGUGGUCAGUCGAUUUCUCAGCCAUUGGAUGCAAAA
This is a messenger RNA of Aegilops tauschii subsp. strangulata, 1526 nucleotides long. RefSeq lists its product as uncharacterized. The record is from RefSeq and is a predicted model, not a curated record. Gene Ontology annotation, biological process: endocytosis. NCBI's taxonomy places the organism in Eukaryota, Viridiplantae, Streptophyta, Magnoliopsida, Poales, Poaceae. Gene Ontology annotation, molecular function: phospholipid binding; clathrin binding. Gene Ontology annotation, cellular component: plasma membrane; clathrin vesicle coat; endosome.